CUGAUGAUCUGGAGCAGCAGUGAGUUAAUCCUGUCUCUCUUUUUCUUUCUCUUUGUCUCUCUGGGCCAUCAUCCUGGGACUGUCUGUGGCUGAGGAACAAUUUUAGACACCUUCCCGCCUUUCCUUGUUCAGGCCUCAAGGCUGGCUGAGUAGCUGGCUACCUGCUUGGCGCCCCACUUCCAUGUCUCAGCUGAAGAAUGUGGAAGCCAGGAUCCUGCAGUGUCUCCAAAACAAGUUCCUGGCCCGAUAUGUGUCCCUCCCAAACCAGAACAAGAUCUGGACGGUGACUGUGAGCCCUGAGCAAAAGGACCGCACCCCUCUGGUGAUGGUGCAUGGCUUUGGGGGCGGCGUGGGCCUCUGGAUCCUCAACAUGGAUUCGCUGAGUGCCCGCCGCACACUCCACACCUUCGACCUGCUUGGCUUUGGGAGAAGCUCAAGACCAGCAUUCCCAAGGGACCCAGAAGGGGCUGAAGAUGAAUUUGUGACCUCAAUAGAGACUUGGCGGGAGACCAUGGGGAUCCCCAGCAUGAUCCUCCUGGGGCACAGUUUGGGAGGAUUCCUGGCCACUUCUUAUUCUAUUAAGUACCCUGAGAGAGUUAAGCAUCUUAUCCUGGUGGACCCAUGGGGCUUUCCGCUCCGACCAACUGACCCCAGUGAGAUCCGUGCACCUCCAACCUGGGUCAAGGCCGUGGCAUCUGUCCUAGGGCGCUCCAAUCCACUGGCUGUUCUUCGAGUAGCUGGGCCCUGGGGGCCUGGCCUGGUACAGCGAUUCCGGCCAGAUUUCAAGCGCAAGUUUGCAGACUUCUUUGAAGAUGAUACUAUAUCGGAGUAUAUCUACCACUGUAACGCGCAGAAUCCCAGUGGUGAGACAGCAUUCAAGGCCAUGAUGGAGUCCUUUGGCUGGGCCCGGCGCCCCAUGUUGGAGCGAAUUCAUCUGAUUCGAAAAGAUGUGCCCAUCACCAUGAUCUAUGGGGCCAACACCUGGAUAGAUACCAGCACAGGAAAAAAGGUGAAGAUGCAGCGGCCAGAUUCCUAUGUCCGCGACCUGGAGAUUGAGGGUGCAUCGCACCAUGUCUAUGCUGACCAACCACACGUCUUCAAUGCUGUGGUGGAAGAGAUCUGCGAUUCAGUUGACUGAGCUGUUUUCGCUAGAGGAAGAGGAGAAAGCCAGAGAGUCGCUCUCGCCUCCCUGUCUGCUUACUAUCCCCUCUGUCCUUUCCUCACCAACUAACACAUGCCAGGACAGGACCACAGUGAGAAAAGAGUAUUCCUGAUGCCACACUAAAGACUGGAGGUAGAAGCCACAGAGGCCUUGAGCUCCUGAGCUGGGGAAGAACAUAAAGGGUUGUGCAAUGCCACCCUAUUCUCUCCAUGCCAAGUGUUACCCUGUGGUAGUUAUGAAUGGAUUGCACUGAGCUACGUUCCCUCCCUGUACAGCCUUUCUUUCCUCUGGGCAAUGGAGAACUCUCAGCAGCCUUUCCUAGCUCUUUUUUUUUUUUUGGGGGGGGGCGUAGGUUUCAUGCAAGAGCAUCUUCUCCCUCACCCUCACCUUAUGCCAUUCCCAUCUAGAGUCUGGUUGGGGCCAGUUCCCACUUAGCUCCCAAGAGCAGGUCCUGGAGCUCCCUUCACAUACCGAGUCCCUUCCAUGACCUGAGAUGUCAUAGCCAAAGCCCUCAUUAACAGAGGAGGAAACAGUCCAGGGCGGGAUACCCCUAGCCUUUGGUGUCACAGAUCUGGAUAAUAUGACUCUGGCAAGGCUAAGGCUAGAACCCAUGUCUACUAACAUUCAGUGCUUAUUGCACACACGAUUUGCUAAGCUUUGAGGCAGACACCAUUGCCAUGGGGCUAGACCCGGUCACUGGCUAAGGAUAAGUCCUUAACUGUCCCAUAGCCUGGCCCCAUGCCUCGGCGCUGUCAUCCUUCCCAUGUCUCAGCCCUAGCCGUGUAAGCUAGGCACACUCAAGUGCUUCCUCCCUUGUCUCUUCUUCCUCCCUACUGGAGGCCUCUGAGCCUCCAUCUGUGCCUUGGGCCCCAGGCCCCACACGUAGUAUAGAGCAAAGGUGGCUGCUGGCGGAGAGAUGGGGAAAAGGCCCUUCAACCCUAGGGCCGUGUCUAGAUUCUCCAUGCCCACUAGUAUCUGCAGUGUUACCUGCCCCGAGAGCUGAGGCCCACCAUGAGCCCCUGCCCAUGGAGCAGUGGGGUACCUCAAGCCAGCAGGUCCUGUUCUUAUCAGCCACAGGAUGGUUCUCACUGCCUGAUCCUCUACCCCUGCCAUCUGUCCCCAUAGUCUCCAGCUCAUUCUGCCCUUGACGUACCUGUCAGCUCAUCCCAGGUGCUGCUCUGAGGCUCUGGGUAGUAGGCUGGGCCUGGUCCCAGAACCAGGGCAGCUCCUGCCUGCUCCUUCUCUUUUGUAAAGCCAACCCUUUCACCAGAAUAGUAUUAACUCCUGGUGCUUUGUACUACUGGUCCAGCUGCCUUGGACUUCUUUUCUAUAUUAAUAAAGAAAUGAGUAAAAA
Messenger RNA from Tupaia belangeri chinensis (Chinese tree shrew), 2516 nucleotides. RefSeq names its product abhydrolase domain containing 4, N-acyl phospholipase B (gene ABHD4). The transcript is spliced from 7 exons. The coding region runs from base 182 to 1138 and encodes 318 amino acids. Lineage: Eukaryota; Metazoa; Chordata; Mammalia; Scandentia; Tupaiidae. Gene Ontology annotation, cellular component: lipid droplet; mitochondrion. The record is from RefSeq and is a predicted model, not a curated record. Gene Ontology annotation, biological process: lipid homeostasis; phosphatidic acid biosynthetic process. Gene Ontology annotation, molecular function: phosphatidylcholine lysophospholipase A1 activity; lysophosphatidic acid acyltransferase activity.